ACCAAUAUGGAAACGGCUUAUUGGUUAUGACUGGCAGUUAUGAACAUAUGGGAGCUGAGGCAGAAGCCGUUGUCUCGAAGGAUCUUAUGGUACCUGAGCGGCCAUGUUGCAUGAGAGCGCGCAAGAUUCCAGUCAAUUGAACCGACGGUGCGACCAAAAGACAACAACCUCGAAUACAGCACGUUGCAGCUGAUCAAUAUUCAAUGUUGAACAACAGUAUUGCCAAUUAUGGACUAAAAGUCAGAUUCACAGUCAGGGUCAGGAACAUGUCCUUCAUCUACUCCUGGACGAGACAUGGAUUUCAGUUGCCACGUGUCCAAAACGAUAAUUGAGGAAUCAUAAGAGUACAAAAUCAUCCUGGUCGGUUGCGUUAGUCAAGGUAUGGCCACUCAGUUCAUUAGAGCUAUGCAGAGAAGCAUCACCAUCACAAACGCCUCUGGCAGCACACAAUCAUACGCACUUUAUGCAGCACCUCCCAACAUCACACCAACAGUCUCUGAUAUCAAUACCAACGCUAUUCUGGUCCUGCGUGGGGUAGCCUGUACUUCUGGACAAGCAUACUUCACCAUUCCGAAGACACCGCUGUACGCAGUAUGCGGAACAAGCUAUGGUGGAGAGUCUACUGUGGAGACCCAAGUCGAGGUUCUCGAUACCCGCCCCAUACAGAUAGGGCAAAAAAAAGACGACGGUGUCUUGGUCGCCGGUACGACUUUGGAACUACUCAUACGCAAGGGUACACCGACUUUCGCGCCGAAAGCAGACGUGCCGUCUUCAGGUGACGAAGGGUGUUUUUGCAUUCGGACAAGCAAUGAAUUCACACACAGUGAGGCUCGUGCGGGUGACUUUGUCGUCGGCAUAUCGCUUUACAAGAAGCUCUCUCGCUAUGUCGGACCCUUUGCAACAUUUCGUCCGGCUCCAGGCAUGGAAUACCAAAUCGAACCGCUGAAUCGCUUCUAUCUAGCGGUAGGCGAUUAUGCUGCCAGAUCCCGCAUGACAAAAGGGGUUGAAACUCGGAGCUGUCUGGUAGACUUCUGCAAGUUGGAACUAGACAACGUGCAGAUAUUUCACACCCCACACGGACAGUUGACAGUCAAAUCCGACUUCAACGAGGACUGAGUGUUGACUACCGGAUUCAGGCAUGGGUAAAGCAGAGUCGAGGACAUCUUAGAGGUUGAACAUGCUCAGAGUUACCCCAUCAUUGGUCUUCUACGUUGGGCUGCGUGAUAUCUGGCGCUAUUCACACUACAGCUAUCAUGAACUCAUGCCUGCAACUACUCAUCAGCUUGUGGUCAUGAUUAAGAUAGAUAUAUAAUGCACUUUCAAGAUUCAACUCAAAUAAUCCUCGACAUCAUGGGACAUAUACCUGGUUGGACAUUGU
Aureobasidium subglaciale EXF-2481 is the source of this 1378-nucleotide messenger RNA. RefSeq lists its product as uncharacterized. Bases 382 to 1116 code for a protein of 244 amino acids. The transcript has 2 exons. The record is from RefSeq and is a predicted model, not a curated record. NCBI's taxonomy places the organism in Eukaryota, Fungi, Ascomycota, Dothideomycetes, Dothideales, Saccotheciaceae.